CGAUCGACAGCACACGCGCGAGGAAGAUGGACCGAUCGCUCCUUCACGGACUGCUCCAGUUGGUUGUGGUCGUCGCGCUCUGUGUGGUCCGCGUCGCCGCUGACGAGUUUGGCGUGUGCUACGACGCGUACGACGCGGCCAACAUGGCGACGAAUUUCCACACGAUUCGCGAGCGCUUUGCGUCCGUCCGCACCUUUCAGACGGCGGUGGGUGGGCAGAACGCAAUCACAGCCGCCGCCAAUGCAGGUUUAAAGAUCGCCGCGGGCGUCUGGCUCCUCGGUAAUCGGUACCAAAGCGAUUUGGAUGCUGCAAUUGCCGGUGCCAAAGCCAACCCGGAUGCGGUCCAAGUCAUCUUUAUCGGGAACGAAGAGCUGCACCAGGGGUGGAGCGCCAACAGGCUCGCGUCCGUCGUACAAGACGCCAAAUCGAAGCUCGCCGCCGCGGGAGUUCACGUCCCCAUCGGCAUUGCGCAAACCGACGGCGAUUUGCUAGCGAAUCCGUGGCUCGCCGACCAAGUAGACGUCGUCGGCGCCAACAUCCAUCCAUUUUUCAGUGAGGGCUCCAACUCUAAGACAGACCCAUUUCAGGAUUUCAAGCAGCGGUGGCAAGCGAUCGUGUCCAAGUUUGGGGGCAAAGCCCGCAUAACUGAAGUCGGGUGGCCCACGCAAGGGGGCUCCUUCCUUGGCCAUCUCGCAGAUCCUGCCAUAUCUGAAAAGCUCUACAACGAUGUCAAGGGCUGGCACCAGUCAACUGGAGUCGCAACCUAUUACUUUAUGUUCCAUGACAACCUGGGCAAAAGCGGAUUCGAGAGGUACUAUGGCCUGGCUCACCCCAGCGGUGAAUGGAAGUUUGGCGGCGGUCCUGAAAACGCACCAACUGAUACCCCGAUCGCUCGCCCUCCAGCAACUUCUGCACCCGCUGUGCCUACCACACCAUCCCCCACUGCACCUACCCAGUCCCCCCCCAACCACCACCUACAACGGUCCCCUCACUCGCUCCUCCUACCACCGCUUUCCCUGUAACGACCAUGACACCACAACAUCCCCCAUGAACACCCAAGGGACUUCACUUGCACCAACCACAACAGUCCCGACAACGACUGCACCAACCACCACUGUCUUCCUCUCAAUGGCGCCCCUCCCGACGGCCAAUACGGCCGCUGUAGCAGGGCCUCUACAAAGAAGGGUCCGUGUUUGCUUGUGGGACUAACCACACCGCUGGAAUCGCGCGACCAACAGAAGCGACAUUGCAUUCCCGACCACGCCUACCAACAUCACGUGGGCUACGAAAUUGACCUAUCCGACUUCCAUCAACGCAACUGGGGAUGGAGGAAGCAAUGGGGGUGAUGCAAUUCUUCCUUCGGACGUACAGGGCAGUCAAGUCCCGACAGACUCGAUUAAAAACUAGUGUUCAAACGGUAUAUGCUACCUCUGGCCUCGAU
Molecule: messenger RNA, 1441 nt
Organism: Aphanomyces invadans
Lineage: Eukaryota; Oomycota; Saprolegniomycetes; Saprolegniales; Verrucalvaceae
Exons: 1
Coding region: 27-1022 (331 amino acids)
Source: RefSeq, a predicted model, not a curated record